AUGUCUAUCUCAUCUUCUCCUAUUGUCAUUGUCUGGCUACUGCUAAUGAUAGCAGCCAGAGAGACGAUUUCCACUCCAACAGGUCGUCGCUCGCAGGACUGCCGCUGUCUGCCAAAUGACCCCUGCUGGCCUUCCUCCCACGAGUGGAAUGCGUUCAACCGCACCGUUAACGGGCAUCUGGUCCGGAUCCGACCAGUUGGUUCGGUCUGCCAUGGUAGAGACUACGACCCAGUGGGAUGCGCUUUCGCCAGAAACUCCACGCAUGACUCGCUUUGGCGCAUCGCCGAAGCAGGCGCACUCCAAUCAGUCACCUGGGAAACCGAGCGAUACGACAACGGAAGCUGCUUCGUCGACACCCCCCGAACCAUUCCCUGCAGCCAGGGCCGAAUCCCUCUGUACGGGAUACUGGCGCACUCCGCCCAGGACAUUCAGAAAGCGGUACGGUUCGCACGCGAACACAACCUGCACGUUGCAAUCCGCAACACGGGCCACGACGGGAUCGGCCGAUCGAGUGGGCUGGGCUCCUUCCAGAUCAACGUGAGCCUUCUGAAGAAGAUGGACUUCGCGUCAGACUUCAUUCCACAGGGUGGAGGGACGUCUCGUGGGUCGGCGCUCACCCUCGGGGCCGGGGUGUUAGGGCUCGAAGCCCUAGCCGCCGGCAAGAAGGAAGGCGUGAAUAUGGUGACCGGCACUUGUAGUUCUGUCGCGGCAUCGGGCGGGUUUGUGCAGGGCGGCGGACUGGGAUUCCUGGGGCCUGCGUAUGGGAUUGGGUCGGAUAAUGUGCUGGAGUUUGAGGUUGUUACUGCUGAGGGCGAUCUGGUCGUGGCGAAUGAGUACCAGAACGAAGACCUCUUCUGGGCCCUGCGCGGAGGAGGCGGGGGCACGUUCGGAGUGGUACUCCGCACCACGAUCCGCACGUACCCCGACGUCCCAGCCGUGCAUUUCCUCCUGACGGCCGAUCUUCCCCGGCAACAGAAUGGAACCACUGGCAGUGGGGAUCAAGCUAUCUGGGCCAUCACCGCCGAGCUCACCAACCUGCUGCCCGCGCUGAAGCGCCUGGACAACAAGACCAGCGCCAUCAUCGUGCCGCGAUUCCUGGAGGAUCGCGCGGUGCUGGAGGCUCACGUGCUCUUCGUCAACACCAGCGACCCGGGUCCAAUCGAACAACGCCUCGACACGAUGCAUGAUGCUCUCGAGGCUCAGGGUCUAUCCUCGGCGUACACUUCCGAAUUGACUGUUUACCCGGAGAUGUCCACUUGGCUCAACAUCCCGCGCCAGCUUAACGGGGGCGGCUACGGACUCGUCGAAGGAUCGGUGCUGAUCUCUGAAGAUCUCUUCUUCUCUCCCAAUGGGACCUCUCAUAUAUUGAACGUGCUGUCCCAUCUGGAGUACACAGUGGGAGACUCAGUGGAGAUCCUGAUGUCAGUCGGUGGGCAAGUCAAAGCCAAUAAGCACGUCAUCGACAGCGCCUUGCUCCCUGGGUGGCGCGAGGCUGAGCUGUUGCUGACGAUUCGACGGACGCUGCCACCGACAUCCUUGACGAAGACGAUGGUCAAUAGUCAAUUGCCGUUUGUACGGGCUCUGCAGGUACCGUCGCUAGGGGUAUACUACAAUGUUGUCGAUAUCGAGCAGCCGGACUCCCGGCGAGCAUUUUGGGGGGACAACUACGAACGGCUGUAUGCGAUCAAGCAGAGGUGGGACCCCGAUGGGUUGUUUAUUGUGCGGAUGGGAGUUGGGAGUGAGGAUUGGGAUGAGGAGGGGAUCUGUCGGGUGUAG
Molecule: messenger RNA, 1776 nt
Organism: Aspergillus aculeatinus CBS 121060
Lineage: Eukaryota; Fungi; Ascomycota; Eurotiomycetes; Eurotiales; Aspergillaceae
Product: FAD-binding domain-containing protein
Exons: 3
Coding region: 1-1776 (591 amino acids)
Molecular function (GO): FAD binding; oxidoreductase activity
Source: RefSeq, a predicted model, not a curated record